UGGCACGAUUGUCGUUAUCCGACCACGUAGCUCAUUAACUCGCAGGCUAAGCAAAAAGGACGUUUUUUAGAGUCUAAAAUUUACAAAAUGAGCUUUUACUUCGUUUAUUUGGAUAAAGAUAUCGUUAGUUGGGCAUGUUUUCUGAAUAAUAUGCUCCGUUCAGGCCAUUCUACCCCAAGGCUCUCGAUUUCCGGCCAGCUCGCUCUUGAUUUCAUAUACAGUAUAACCCAUAUCAACAAUACGAAACUCUAUCCAUCACCGUCAAUAUUCGUGGGCGUUCUUCUUCAAAAUUUUGCCUGGGGCGCUUCCAUAUUUGGAAGUCACAAGUCUAGUACAUCAGAGCUUUGUCCCCCUGGAGCUCUCAUAUUUGGAGGUCAUAAGUCUCGUACGUCACAGCUGUGCCCGCCUGGAGCUGCCUUUUCCGCCUUGCGCUGUUGUUAUCUCGUGCAGACGAGACAAGAAGCAAGUGGCCAACGCGGAGUUGGAAGUUUGAACUAAGGAUAGCUUGCAGUCGAAGCUGCAAGUUUGAAAGGAGUGAGAGUGGCCCCAAACGCAUUCUACAUGCGGUUUUAAGCCCGAUGUGACGUGACAAUGAGUCCCCCAUGAUAGAUAGUCCGGUUCCUAUUAACUUGCACAGUUGACCGUAGAAAUAAGUCAAAAGCCACGGACGCCACAGAUAAAUUAAACAGCCAAGAUGGCCAUGAACAAAUGGGCAGUUGCUGUUCUUGGUGUUAUUAUCCUAGUUGUUUGCAUUUCAUUGAUUGUUUUUCGUCCCGUUUGUGAAACGAAGGUGGAUCAUUUAUCAAAACACUUGAGUGAUUCUAUAAAAGAACUUCCACACACUAACAGUUUAACCACAGAAUUCAUUAAACGUCUAGGAACAGGGAACGUAGACUCCCUCAAUGAAGACCUUUUAGAACACUUAAGAGGGAAAUGGAUUCUUCCUCCUUCCAAGCUGCCCUAUAAUCUUUCCAACCCAAAGGCAACAUACUGGGAUCAAAUGGGGCAGUCAAAAUUGGUAGACAAGAUUCUGAAGCAACGCCGCAAAGGAUUUUUCGUGGAAUCAGGAGCAUAUAAUGGAGAGGCUCAUUCCAAUUCUCUCUUCUUUGAGAUUUCACGAGACUGGGAAGGAUUGCUUGUGGAGCCAAACCCGUGGUCCUUUGAAGUUCUUUUGAACAAAAACAGGAAAACUUACGCUGUUAAUACGUGCUUAGCAACGGGCCGCAGUCCCGCAAUGGUUGAUUUUACGUUUGCUCAGGAGAUAGGAGGAAUACCAAAACACAGCCAUGUAAUUCCUAAAAGGGAACAAAACUUGAUAGAAGGAAAAAGUCGCAUACAGUGUUUUCCAAUUCGUUCUCUCCUGGCCGCCGUCGGCCGGACUCACGUGGAUUACUUUACCUUGGACGUAGAGGGUGCUGAGAUAGAAAUCCUUAAAUCGUUUCCAUGGGAACACGUCACAGUUGACGUAUGGACUAUAGAGUACGCAGUUCACGAUGGAGGUCCUGAUACGCCAAAACGUGAGAAAGCAAUCAGGGAGAUCUUCAAAAAUACAGGACUCUACAGGAAAGGUACCAUUCUAGGAGGCCAAGAUAUAGUGUUUGUUAGAAAGGACGUGCCACAAUGAAACAGCAAUCAUGAUUAUGUAUAUGUUACAAAUGGAACUGUAUUUCUAAAUUUCCACGUGUAUUUCUAAAUUUCCACAAUAAGAAUGAUAGAAAAAUGUUGCUUUUGGUCCGUGCAUACAUAGUGAUGUAGUUGUACAAGCAGCAGCUGUACAUGUGUUCAGAAGUCUUUCGGUUAUGCACGUAAAACUGAAUUUGACUGGCACUUUAUGAGUAACUAUCAAAGUUAAAAGGUCUACAAACCGUGGUGUAUUUGGAGGAAAACUGCACUUUCCACGUAUAUUCAAUAGUAAAUCGUAUAUGCGCGCAUAUAAGGCGUAUAAAUCCAUUGAACUCGAGGAUGACACACAAGGUGCCAUUGAAGCAAAUGUCGGUCAGUUUGCUGUGACAGGCAACGAUAAUGUAGAACAGUUGAUGUACCAGUAUCAGUGUGACAUUUCUCCGUUUGGUAAGAGAGUGACGGUCUAGUGUAAGCACAUACAAAGUUGCAGUUUUUAUGAAAUUUAAAGUUCUUUUGUGGGCUUACCCUUUGUCAGUGUGGUACCGGUAGGCCUAUCUUCCAUGCAUAUAUCAAGGUUUGGAAUAGUAAAGCUUA
This is a messenger RNA of Lingula anatina, 2217 nucleotides long. RefSeq lists its product as uncharacterized. The record is from RefSeq and is a predicted model, not a curated record. Gene Ontology annotation, cellular component: late endosome membrane; Golgi apparatus; plasma membrane. Lineage: Eukaryota; Metazoa; Brachiopoda; Lingulata; Lingulida; Lingulidae. Gene Ontology annotation, biological process: endoplasmic reticulum to Golgi vesicle-mediated transport; endosomal transport.